AUGUCGGUGCCGCUGCUCAAGAUCGGGGCCGUGCUCAGCACCAUGGCCAUGGUCACCAACUGGAUGUCGCAGACGCUGCCCUCGCUCGUGGGGCUUAACGGCACCGUGUCCCGCGCGGGCGCCUCCGAGAAAAUCACUCUCUUCCAAAGCCCAGAGGAAGGCUGGCAGCUGUACACCUCCGCUCAAGCCCCUGACGGGAAAUGCAUCUGCACGGCUGUGAUCCCUGCACAGAGCACUUGCUCCCGAGAUGGCCGAAGCCGGGAGCUGCGGCAGCUGAUGGAGAAGGUCCAGAAUGUCUCCCAGUCCAUGGAGGUCCUUGAGUUGCGGACCUACCGUGACCUCCAGUAUGUACGUAGCAUGGAGACCCCCAUGAGGAGCCUGGACACACGGCUCCGAGCCGCUGAUGGAUCUCUCUCAGCCAAGAGCUUUCAGGAGCUGAAGGACAGGAUGACAGAGCUGCUGCCCCUGAGCUCAGUCCUGGAGCAGUACAAGGCAGACACACGGACCAUCGUGCGCCUGAGGGAGGAGGUGAGGAAUCUCUCUGGCAGCCUUGCAGCCAUCCAGGAGGAGAUGGGCGCAUACGGGUACGAGGACCUGCAGCAGCGGGUGAUGGCUCUGGAGGCCCGGCUCCACGCCUGUGCCCAGAAACUGGGCUGUGGGAAGCUGACUGGAGUCAGUAACCCCAUCACCAUUCGGGCCAUGGGGUCCCGCUUUGGCUCCUGGAUGACUGACACGAUGGCCCCCAGCGCAGAUAGCCGGGUCUGGUACAUGGAUGGCUAUUACAAGGGCCGCCGAGUCCUGGAGUUCCGCACUCUGGGAGACUUCAUCAAAGGCCAGAACUUUAUCCAGCACCUGCUGCCCCAGCCUUGGGCAGGCACAGGCCACGUGGUGUACAAUGGCUCCUUGUUCUAUAACAAGUACCAGAGCAAUGUGGUGGUCAAGUACCACUUCCGCUCGCGCUCUGUGCUGGUGCAGAGGAGCCUCCCAGGGGCCGGCUACAACAACACCUUCCCCUAUUCCUGGGGCGGCUUCUCCGACAUGGACUUCAUGGUGGACGAGAGCGGGCUCUGGGCUGUGUACACCACCAAUCAGAAUGCAGGCAACAUCGUGGUCAGCCGGCUGGACCCACACACGCUCGAGGUCAUGCGGUCCUGGGACACUGGCUACCCCAAGCGCAGUGCCGGUGAGGCCUUCAUGAUCUGUGGCGUGCUUUACGUGACCAACUCCCACCUGGCUGGAGCCAAGGUCUACUUCGCCUACUUCACCAACACGUCCAGCUAUGAGUACACGGACGUGCCCUUCCACAACCAGUACUCCCACAUCUCCAUGCUGGAUUACAACCCCCGGGAGCGGGCCCUCUACACCUGGAACAAUGGCCACCAGGUGCUCUACAAUGUCACCCUCUUCCAUGUCAUCAGCACUGCUGGGGACCCCUAGAGGUGGCCCCAGAUCAUGCUGCCACACGAUGGCCACUGGGGGCCCUUUCUGCUCUGCCUGUGUCCCUUCAAGUUUAUCUUCCGUCUCUGUGGCGCUCUCUCUCCUGUCCUUUUUUUCCCCCCUAUCCCCACUUGAGAGCUUUCAUUCUCUGCUUUUACAUUUCUAUUUGUGCAUUUUCUCAAUGUUCUCCUUUAUUGAUCUGAUUUUGAUACUCCACUUGUCUUUCUGCCUUUCUCUGAAUGUCUUUUUAUUGAUUGGACUUUCCAGCUCUUUCACUGUCUCUCUGCCCUCUCUGCCCUCCCUCUUUGCCCCCCACCCACUAUUCUCUCCCCACUCUGCACCCAUCCUGCUCCCCGUCUCCCUAAGGAGUUGAGUGCAUGGAUCUGUUUCUUUUUCUAUUUACACUUUUUCUUUCUGGGUUGCUGGAAUAAACGGGACCUUUGACAUUUGA
Talpa occidentalis (Iberian mole) is the source of this 1888-nucleotide messenger RNA. RefSeq names its product olfactomedin 2 (gene OLFM2). The record is from RefSeq and is a predicted model, not a curated record. The transcript is spliced from 6 exons. Gene Ontology annotation, biological process: signal transduction. NCBI's taxonomy places the organism in Eukaryota, Metazoa, Chordata, Mammalia, Eulipotyphla, Talpidae. Bases 1 to 1437 code for a protein of 478 amino acids.